Molecule: messenger RNA, 1441 nt
Organism: Bipolaris maydis ATCC 48331
Lineage: Eukaryota; Fungi; Ascomycota; Dothideomycetes; Pleosporales; Pleosporaceae
Source: RefSeq, a predicted model, not a curated record
UAGACGGCGAAUUGAAUCAAUACAAACAAUCACAUCCAUAUCUUACCCAUUGACUCACCAUGGCCACACCAACCGCUUCCCAAAAGAACCCCUCUUUCGUUCUCCAAGAACCAUUCAAAGUCACAUAUGAAGACCGGCCAAUUCCUGAACUCCCAUCACCAUACGACGUUAUUGUGCGGCCGCGAUGGACUGGCAUCUGCGGUUCCGACGUGCACUACUGGGUCGAGGGACGCAUCGGCCACUUUGUAGUUGAGAAGCCCAUGGUGCUCGGCCACGAGUCUGCCGGUAUCGUACACAAGGUCGGCGACAAGGUCAAGGGCCUGAAAGUCGGAGAUGAAGUCGCCAUGGAGCCUGGUGUGCCCUGCCGUCGUUGCGUGCGCUGCAAAGAGGGAAAGUACAACCUCUGCCCAGACAUGGCAUUCGCAGCGACACCCCCAUACGACGGUACCCUCGCACGGUACUACACUCUUCCAGAAGACUACUGCUACAAGCUACCCCAAAACAUGAGCAUGGAGGAGGGCGCCCUCAUCGAGCCCACCGCCGUCGCUGUCCACAUUACUCGCCAAGCAGCCAUCAAGCCUGGUGACUCUGUUGUCGUAUUUGGUGCCGGUCCCGUCGGUCUGCUCUGCUGUGCCGUCGCAAAGGCAUACGGCGCAAAGAAGAUUGUUACCGUUGACAUCAACGACGAGCGUCUAGGCUUUGCGCUCAACUACGCUGCCAACGCCAGUUUCAAGAGCGAGCGCGUAAGCGCAGAGGAGAACGCCAGGAACAUGAUUAAGCAGUGUGAAUUGGGGCCUGGUGCCGAUGUCAUCAUCGAUGCGUCUGGUGCAGAGCCUUGCAUUCAGACUGCCAUUCACGCUUUGCGCAUGGGCGGAACAUAUGUUCAGGGCGGCAUGGGCAAACCAGAUAUCACCUUCCCCAUUGUAGCAAUGUGCACAAAGGAACUCAACGUCAAGGGCUCCUUCCGCUACGGUCCCGGCGACUACCAGACUGCGAUUGACCUUGUGGCUACCGGCCGUAUCUCAGUCAAGGAGCUCAUCACAGGCAAAGUCAAGUUUGAGGAUGCAGAGAACGCGUUCAAGGAUGUCAAGGGCGGCAAGGGCAUCAAGAUUUUGAUCGAGGGUCCUGCCGAGUAGGUUUGAUCUGGGGUUUUUUUUUGAGAAGGUUGUCUUGCGAUGAUAUCGUUUUCAUGAGGCGAAGAAGUGUAGAUGUAUGUCUCGUCACGAUUUUUUCUUUUUCUUUUUUUUCUAGGAGCAGCAAAGGAGAUGCUGUUAUUUUUCUCGAUGUUGAUGGGGAAAAUAAAAUAGUGUCUGGUAUGUGGUAAAAUUAUUUCCGAGAAAUCAACGGUUAGUAUAUCAAUGUUUACACUUGUAGUGUUUUUUUUUGACGUAAGGCUGAAGAUGAUUUUUUUUUCAACAUACAUACACGAUAUUUUAAUUGU